AUGAAGAACUUUCCUGAGGCUACCAUUUCCACUACCAAGGAUGUUGGCGAUGUUGAGAAUGCAGGCGCACGCAAUCACACCAAGCGCGGUCUUUCCAGCAGACAGGUUCAAUUCCUUGCUCUUGGUGGUGCCAUUGGUACUGGACUGUUUGUCGGCUCUGGUGCCACUUUGAGUGCUGUCGGCCCUGCGCCGUUGCUCAUGGGCUACAUCGUCAUGUCAUUUGUCGUCUACGGUGUCAUGAAUGUCCUGGCCGAAAUGACGACCUACCUGCCUCUGGAGGGUCUGUCCGUGCCAUACUUUGUCAACCGCUUCGUGGAUCCCAGUCUCGCUUUCGCCAUGGGCUGGAACUACUGGUACACAUUCGCCAUGUUGCUCGCCGCAGAAGUCACCGCCGCUGCCAUCAUCAUCCAAUACUGGACCGAGGCUGUACCCGUUGCUGUCUGGAUCGCCAUUGUCCUUCUCGUGAUUCUCGCCCUAAACAUCAUUGCUGUCUCCUUCUUCGGUGAAGCAGAGUUCUGGUUUGCUUCCAUCAAAAUUCUGGCCAUCCUGGGCCUCAUUGUGCUUGGAGUUGUGCUCUUCUUCGGUGGAGGUCCGAAUCAUGAUCGCCUGGGCUUCAGAUACUGGAAUGAGCCUGGCGCCUUUAACCCCUUUAUUGCCAAGGGCAACAGUGGCAAGUUCCUUGCUUUCUGGUACGCCUUCAUCAAAUCUGGAUUCGCCUUCAUCAUGAGUCCUGAACUGGUGGUCACCGCAGCUGGAGAAGCCGAAGCUCCCAGACGCAACAUUCCCAAAGCCGCCAACAGAUUUAUCUACCGUUUGUUCGCCUUCUACGUUCUCGGUACCCUCGUCAUCGGCGUAACAGUAUCCUACAACGACCCAUCCCUCCUUUCCGCCAUCAAUGACGGCGCCCAUGGCGCCGGUGCCUCUCCCUUCGUCAUUGCCAUCCAAAACGCAGGCAUCAAAGGUCUUAAUCACGUCAUCAAUGCCGCCAUCCUGACAUCCGCAUGGUCUUCCGGAAACGCCUGGCUGUUCUCUGGAUCAAGAAUGCUUUACUCCCUCGCACUUACCGAACAAGCGCCGAAAAUAUUUCUCAAGUGUAACAAGAAGGGCGUACCUUGGGUCGCCGUACUAUUCACCUUUGCCAUCGGCUGUCUCGCUUUCCUCAACGUCAGCAACAGCGGUGCCAACGUGUUCAACUGGUUCACAAACAUCACCACAAUCUCCGGUUUCAUCGCCUGGAUCGUCGUGCUGAUAACCUACCUCCGCUUCCGCCGCGCAAUGAUCUUCCACAACGCUCUCUCCUCCCUCCCCUUCCGCACACCUCUUCAACCAUACUCCGCUUGGUUUUCACUAAUCAUCAUGGUUUUGGUGACACUGACAAAUGGCUUUUACGUCUUUGUGCCCAGCAGGUGGGAUAUUUCAGACUUCUUGGUUUGUUACAUCACCAUUCCUAUUUUCUUGGUGCUUUGGUUUGGGCACAAGGUGUGGAGUCGGAAUUGGAAGUGGUGGAUCGCGAUCGAGGAGGUGGAUGUGUGGAGUGGAAAGGACAUUGCUGAUGCGGAGGAGGCGGAAUAUGAAAUCAGGGAGCCUAGAAAUGUUGCCGAGAAGAUUUGGUUUUGGGUCGUGUGAGGCGAGAGGCUCGCGAACAGUAUUUUAUGUAUUAGAGUGGAGGGAGAAGUACAUUG
This is a messenger RNA of Aureobasidium pullulans EXF-150, 1682 nucleotides long. RefSeq lists its product as uncharacterized. Gene Ontology annotation, cellular component: membrane. The coding region runs from base 1 to 1626 and encodes 541 amino acids. Gene Ontology annotation, molecular function: amino acid transmembrane transporter activity. The record is from RefSeq and is a predicted model, not a curated record. Lineage: Eukaryota; Fungi; Ascomycota; Dothideomycetes; Dothideales; Saccotheciaceae. The transcript is spliced from 5 exons. Gene Ontology annotation, biological process: amino acid transmembrane transport.